AAGCCUUCCGUCGCGAGGCGGAAGCCCGGCUCCGGGUCGGGAUCCGAGUCGGAGCGACAGGCACUUGGGUCCUCAGUGGAUGCCUCUCGGCCCCGCCGCUGCCCCGCGCCGCGGGACGGGGAGACCGGUGUCUGGGAGAUUUCCUCAGCUUCAUCUUCCACUCUUACUGUUACAGGCAUACCUCAGAGAUAAUGCGGGUUCCGUUCCAGACCACCACAAUAAAGCGAGUUGUAGUCUUGCUGCUGGAGGGUUUUGCCUUCAAUUUGUAAAAAAACAACAUCUAUGAAGAGCUGUAAAGCGAAGUGCAAUAAGAUGAGAACCACUGGUCUAGCUCAUGGGCUUUGAAGUCAGACCUGAAUUUAAAUCCAGUCUCCUGUCAGGGUCAAGACACUGGAGCAUGGCUACGAGCAGCAGAAACAGCGAUUUUGUGAUUCUGAGCAAUGGCAGCAUUGCGGCCAGUGCUGCCAACCCGAGUCCCCUCACCGCCUGUGACGGAGACCUUGCAGCGCAGCAGCUCACACCCAAAGAAGCACCAAGGGCAAAAGUGAGUCCCAAUGGAUGCCUGCAAGUGAAUGGCACAAUUAAGUCAUCCUUCCUGCCUUUAGACAACCAAAGAACACCUCAGAUGCUACCCCAGUCCUGCCACCCUUGCCCAUACCAUCAUCCUUUGACCAGCCAUCACGGUCACCAGGAGUGCCAUGGCGAGGCUGGUGCUGUGUCACCUUCCGCUUUGGCCCCGUGUUGCAUGCAGCCCGCCUCGGAGUACUCUGCCUCUCUGUGCCCGCAUCACGCCCCUGUUUACCAGACCACGUGCUGUCUGCAGCCCUCGCCAUCCUUCUGCCUGCAUCACCCGUGGCCCGACCAUUUUCAGCAUCAGCCUGUGCAGCAGCACAUAGCCACCAUAAGACCAUCCAGACCUUUCAAGUUACCAAAAAGUUAUGCAGCCCUGAUAGCCGACUGGCCAGUGGUGGUACUGGGCAUGUGCACGGUGUUCAUUGUGGUCUGUGCCUUGGUUGGAGUCUUGGUGCCAGAGCUUCCUGACUUCUCUGAUCCAUUGCUGGGUUUUGAACCAAGAGGGACUACAAUAGGCCAGAGACUGGUCACGUGGAAUAACAUGGUGAAAAAUACAGGAUACAAAGCAACAUUAGCCAAUUAUCCCUUUAAAUAUGCAGAUGAGCAAGCCAAAAGCCAUCGGGAUGAUAGAUGGUCAGACGACCAUUAUGAAAGAGAAAAAAGAGAAGUUGAUUGGAACUUCCACAAAGACAGCUUCUUCUGCGACGUUCCAAGUGACCGAUAUUCCAGAGUAGUAUUUACUUCAGCCGGAGGAGAGACAUUGUGGAAUUUACCAGCAAUUAAAUCAAUGUGCAAUGUAGAUAAUUCAAGGAUCAGGGCUCACCCCCAGUUUGGUGACCUCUGCCAGAGGGCCACAGCCGCUUCCUGCUGCCCCAGCUGGACGCUGGGGAACUACAUCGCCAUCCUGAACAAUCGGUCGUCCUGUCAGAAAAUCGUGGAGCGAGAUGUCUCUCACACCUUGAAGCUGCUUCGGACCUGUGCCAAACACUACCACAACGGCACCCUGGAGCCAGACUGCUGGGACAUGGCGGCCCGAAGGAAGGAUCAGCUCAAGUGCACCAACGUGCCGCGGAAAUGUACCAAGUACAACGCCGUGUACCAGAUCCUCCAUUACUUGGUGGAUAAGGACUUCAUGACCCCGAAGGCCGCUGAGUACGCCACGCCAGCGCUCAAGUCCAGCAUGCUCUUCUCUCCCACCGAGAAGGGGGAGAGCAUGAUGAACAUUUACCUGGACAACUUCGAACACUGGAACUCUUCCGACGGCGUCACCACCAUCACCGGGAUCGAGUUCGGUAUCAAGCACAGUCUGUUUCAGGAUUACCUUCUGAUGGAUACUGUGUAUCCCGCCGUCGCCGUUGUCAUCGUCCUGCUGGUCAUGUGCGUCUACACCAAGUCCAUGUUUAUCACUCUGAUGACCAUGUUUGCCAUCAUCAGCUCCUUGAUCGUGGCCUAUUUUCUCUAUCGCGUAGUAUUUAACUUUGAGUUUUUCCCCUUUAUGAACCUCACCGCCCUCAUCAUUCUGGUGGGCAUCGGAGCAGACGACGCGUUUGUCCUGUGUGAUGUUUGGAACUACACCAAAUUUGACAAGCCCCACGCGGAAACGUCGCAAACGGUGAGCAUCACCUUGCAACACGCAGCCCUCUCCAUGUUCGUCACCAGUUUUACCACCGCGGCUGCCUUUUACGCCAACUAUGUGAGCAACAUAACAGCCAUCAGGUGCUUCGGGGUGUACGCGGGGACGGCUAUAUUGGUGAACUAUGUUUUGAUGGUGACGUGGCUUCCAGCAGUCGUGGUACUGCAUGAGCGGUAUCUCCUCAAUAUAUUCACUUGCUUCCGGAAGCCUCAGCAGCCGGUCUACGAUGACAAAAGCUGCUGGACAGUGGCUUGCCAAAAGUGCCACAAAGUGCUGUUUGCCAUUUCAGAAGCCUCUCGCAUUUUUUUUGAAAAAGUAUUGCCGUGCAUCGUCAUUAAGUUUCGCUACCUUUGGCUGUUCUGGUUCCUCGCCUUAACGGUCGGUGGGGCCUACAUCGUGUGUGUAAAUCCGAAGAUGAAACUGCCCUCGUUGGAGUUAUCCGAGUUUCAGGUGUUCAGGUCAUCUCACCCUUUUGAACGUUACGACGCUGAGUACAAAAAGCUUUUCAUGUUUGAGCGUGUCCACCACGGAGAGGAGCUCCAUAUGCCCAUCACAGUGAUCUGGGGAGUGUCCCCAGAAGACAACGGCAACCCGCUGAAUCCCAAGAGCAAAGGGAAGUUGACAUUAGAUAGCAGUUUUAACAUCGCCAGCCCAGCUUCCCAGGUCUGGAUUUUGCACUUCUGUCAAAAACUGAGAAACCAGACGUUCUUUUACCAGACCGAUGAGCAGGACUUCACCAGCUGCUUCAUCGAGACGUUCAAGCGCUGGAUGGAAAACCAGGACUGUGACGAGCCUGCCCUGUACCCGUGCUGCAGCCGCUGGAGCUUCCCCUAUAAGCAAGAGAUUUUUGAACUGUGCAUCAAGAGAGCCAUCAUGGAGCUGGAAAGGAGUACGGGGUACCACUUGGAUAGCAAAACCCCAGGGCCGAGGUUUGAUAUUAACGAUACAAUCAGGGCAGUGGUUCUAGAGUUCCAGAGCACCUACCUCUUCACACUGGCUUAUGAAAAGAUGCACCAGUUUUAUAAAGAGGUGGACUCCUGGGUUUCCAGUGAGCUGAGCUCGGCCCCCGAGGGCCUCAGCAAUGGCUGGUUUGUCAGCAACCUGGAGUUCUACGACCUCCAGGACAGCCUCUCCGACGGCACCCUUGUUGCCAUGGGGCUGUCUGUGGCUGUCGCAUUUAGCGUGAUGCUGCUUACCACUUGGAACGUCAUCAUAAGCCUGUACGCCAUCGUUUCAAUAGCUGGGACUAUAUUUGUUACUGUGGGUUCUCUCGUCCUGCUGGGCUGGGAGCUGAACGUUCUGGAGUCUGUCACCAUUUCGGUGGCAGUUGGCCUGUCUGUAGACUUCGCUGUCCAUUACGGGGUUGCUUACCGCUUGGCCCCGGAUGCCGACCGAGAAGGGAAGGUGAUCUUCUCCCUGAGUCGCAUGGGCUCUGCGAUUGCCAUGGCCGCGCUGACCACGUUCGUGGCGGGCGCCAUGAUGAUGCCGUCCACGGUCCUGGCCUACACCCAGCUGGGCACCUUCAUGAUGCUCAUUAUGUGUGUCAGCUGGGCUUUCGCCACCUUCUUUUUCCAGUGCAUGUGCCGGUGCCUUGGGCCACAGGGCACCUGUGGUCAGAUUCCUUUACCUAAAAAACUCCAGUGCAGUGCCUUCUCCCACGCUUUGUCCACAAGUCCCGGUGACAAAGGACAAAGCAAAGCACAUGCCCUGAAUACUUACCACGUAGACCCCCGGGGCCAGAAAUCCGAAAUGGAGCAUGAGUUUUAUGAAUUAGAGCCUCUGGCUUCCCACAGCUGCACUGCCUCUGAGAAGACCACGUACGAAGAGACCCACAUCUGCUCUGAAUUUUUCAGCAGCCAGGCGAAGAAUGUCGUGAUGCCUGCGCCGGCAGCUUACAACAGUGAGCUCCACAAAAGCGCCCCAAAUGACUCAAGAUCCGCCUUGUUACAGGCCUCUCCUGAACAGCACACCAUGUGUCACUUCUUCUCUCUGAAUCAGAGAUGUAGCUGCCCAGGUGCCUACACACAUUUGAAAUAUGGCCCACACUCUUGCCAGCAGAUGGGUGACUGUUUGUGCCACCAAUGUGCCCCUACUGCCAGCAGCUUUGUGCAUGUCCAAAAUGGCGUGGCACCUCUGAAGGCGGCACGCCCAGCCCCCGAUGGCUUCGUGCAUCCCGUCCCGCACAUCCACCGCUGUCCCUGCCUACAGGGCAGAGUGAGACCCCCUGGGAUGCAGAAUUCUCUGCCCAGGAGUUUUUUCCUCCAUCCAGUGGGGUCCAUCCAGGCCCAAGAAAAAACUGCUAAGACCAGCGUACACAGUCUUCAGAGCAUAGAAGACCAUCUUCCAAAGAUGGCAGAGCCCUCAUCAUUUGUUUGCAGAAGCACGGGGUCUUUAUGCAAAGCAUGUUGCCAUCCUGAGAAUGACCAAAGUGGACCCUAUAAAAAUAGAGACAUCAGGAAUAUGGAGGGCACUGGAGGGACUGAAAACCAGGGCUCCAGUUCAGUCAAUGCGACCGAUGGGGCAGAAAGGGAAGCUGAGCCCAGCUUGUCACAGACUGAUGUCAUUGUGAACUCAGAACGUUUAAAUCAUAAUGAACCAAAAUUUAUAUCGAACCAUUUCAUGGGGGAGGCUGGUUAUGGGUCCUGCCCUAACAAUCCACCAAGUUGUGGCAGAAUUGUGCGAGCGAGGUGUAGUUCUGUGGACUGUCAAAUGCCAAACAUUGAAGCCAACGUGCCUGCUGUCUUACACUCAGAACUUUCCGGUGAAAGUUUGUUAAUAAAAACACUUUAAUAAAUACAGUAUUAAAUUCAGAACCAGCGCCUCAGUUGUUCCUUUGAAAUGGAAGUAAAAUCCAGAAGUUUAGAAAGGGAGCCCAAAAACGCAGGAAUAAGAAUGUUUCACUUCAUUAAAAAUCAUGGACAAUUUUUAUAUUCCGCACGAACAAUCGACAAAUUCAUAUCUAAUGAGCGUUGGCUGAUGACUGAAUUUUAUGUUUUCAAAAAUAUAGUUGUUUUUUACAUUUAUACCCAGCUUGAAAAAUAAUUGCCUCUUUCUCUCGCUUCUCAUAGAAGCGAAUCAGAGGGUUAGAGUUCGAAUGACCCAGAAGUUUCCAUUGUCCCUGGCAAUAAUAUUUACCUGACAUCUUUAUCCGGGGGCACUUGGUUGUCAGUAAUUAAGACAUUUGAUCGUGCAACAUAAAUACGGAUUUUAACAGUGUCACUUCAGUUGGGAUCCAGGAACUACACAAUAUGAAAAUUUAUAUUUUGGGUGAGGCCACAUUUAAAAACUAGUUGCCAAGUAUUUCAGUAGUAUGUCCCACCGGUCUGCAUGAGUAGACUUUACAUGAAGCCACUGACACAUUUAUAUCCGAAUCGGUAUCUUUUUCCACAUUAGUCAAGAAAUCACUGGCAUCAUCUUGUGUCAGAUGACAGUUAUGUUAGUACCACAGAAGGAUGAGAAUAAAGGAUACACUUCUUAGGAUAAGUUGCAUGUUGACAAAGGUAGACCCAGGUCAGGUGAAUCCUAGCCCUUUGAAGUAGAGUAAGGGAACUGGUUCUAUGCAGUUUGCUUCUGUCUCUGCCCCCAAGGAAACGUGUUCAGACAGCUGCCUCCUCCUGUGUUAGUGUCUCAAGAUGUGGAAGGAUGAUUUUAUUAUGCAACUAACACCUGGAAAUGCUGAGCCUUCAGGCGGCUUCUUAAGUGACACUUGUGUAUCUUAUGUUAGAUCAGUCUACAGUAGCUGAGCUGUUGGAGCAUGCUUUCUGGGUUAAUACUUCAGAUGACACAGCUGUCCUUCACAGGGUGUCAUUCGAUACUGACUGUGCAGGGAACCCUCCCACUGCAUUCUGCUUCCUCUAGGACACUGCCUCCAGUUGGGUCCUCUGAAGAAAACUGGUGAAGAUAUUUCUAAAUACAGUGUUCUUUCCAAAAGUUAUAUUCGUUUUCUAAGCAUAGUUUUCCAAAUUAGAUCUGCGUAUUAUUCGGGGCCUGCAAAAAGCUUUCAAGAGUUGCAAGGGGUCUCAUGUUUCAUUGACUCUAACCCACCUCCACCAAACCACAUUUCUAAGCAGCUUUCCAGCUUUCACUUGACCACUUCAGUGACGGGGAACUCCUACACAACUCCCUUGGUUAAACCCAACUCUGUUAUCCUGUAGUUUUUCUACAGUUUUGGUCCUCAUUCUGCUCUAUGAAGUAAAAAUAAACAUCUCUGAUCGCUUUGCCACAUGGCAUCCUGAGAGAUACUUGGAAACAGUAAUCGUGUCCUCCCACUAACGUCCCCAGUUCACUGCCCUUCCUAGGACUGGGUUUGAAGCAAUUAAAACCCUGAGUAGGAAGUUAUGGUCUCUGGGUCAGUAAGGUUGUUGUAUUCCCUGCCCAAGUGGAGGACCCAAAACGACUGAUACAGUGCAGAAAGGAGGGCCAGCCCCAAGGAGACUGGAUGGUACUCCUGUGAGCUCACUUCAAGAUGAAAAUUACUUGGACUCGAGCAUCACAGCUGAUGGUCAUGUAGCUUAGAGAAAACGAAACCCACCAUGUCUCGCUCACCGGUACUGCUGCUACACUGCCUUUGCAGACCAGUUUCUGACAGCGAAGUUCAAGACCAUAUGUCUACCAGCAUUGCGCUUAAUACUGUUAGAGAAAUCUGAGGAAUCGGGGAGGAGAUGGGAACACUUGGAAAUAGGAUUCACAAUCCCAAUACGAGAUUGUUGGCUUUUCUUAUGAAAUAUGUAACCAUAACGUUGGCUAGUGAAAAUUUAGUGACACAAAUGCACUUUUAUUUUUAUUUUUAUUUUUGCUGGCAUGAACACAGAUUGAACUUCAGGGUGAUAGGAGAAGCAAGCUUUUUACAGAUAGCCCAACCUGAAAGACGUCCACGUGAGGCAAGUGUCAUUUAAUUUAGAAAAUAAAAAUUUAGAAAAUAAUUACCCUGAACCUUGAAUGUGGCAGGAACAUUUUCACAUUGAUUUCAUCUAGACUUAGGACUUUUAAUUAUUUUUCAUGCCAGAAUUUUUAAAAAAGCAUUUAUUAGCUGGGACUAGAAGGCUUUUUUUUUUUUUUUUAAUCAUUACUGGGCAGCAAAAUAUUAUUUCUAGUUGUGUUUCACAAAGAAAUUUCAUCCAUUGGCCCCUUCUAGAGAAUUGCAAAGCAGAUAACAGGUUAAAUUACACAGAAAAGGAAAGAGCCCUUUCACUGUGAAAUAUUUGUAACUUGGAGGGGUUUUACUCAUGGAAAGGAUUUGCAGACUGUCACUACAAUAGAACACGCUUGAGGUUUGUUCCUGACUUCUUCCCAGCUAGGUCACUUUUAAAUCCCUAGUUGAUUGAGGAGUGGAAUAGGCCAAGAGCACAAAGGUUUUCAUGGAGAACAGCUGUACUGUUUGAAAUAACCACACAGCUUCAUCUGUGUAUAUUAAUUUCGUGUAUGUAAUUGCUGUAAAAUGCACAUCCUCCCCAAACAAUAUUCUUUAAAGUGAUGCUAAGCUGUUAUUAUAUUAAAUUUUAUGACAAUAAUCUACGUCCCGGUCUGAAUCAUUUUAAAUUUUAAAACUUUUGCAAUGCGUAAUAUGAAGAAUAGUUUUACAAAUGUGGUCUUACAGAAGAUUAAGAAAUAUUCCUGAUUUGCGUCGUUUCACAUGGAAACCAUCUUUCCACCAGCAGUUAGGACAGUUUCUGAAUGAAAUAUGAGGAAACAAUCACUGAAAACAGCUGUGUUUUUUCUCUUUAAAGAGGAGGGUCAUUUUAGAAGAAAAAAAUUAACCCUAAAAAAAAUUCAAAGACUCAAUUGGGUUUUUUGUCAUAAGAUUCAGACACAGCCAGGAAAGUUGAUAUUUGUUGAAAUCAUGAGGGGAUUUUUUUUUUUUUUUUAAAUGCAGGAGGAACCGUCAUGUUC
Molecule: messenger RNA, 8095 nt
Organism: Rhinolophus ferrumequinum (greater horseshoe bat)
Lineage: Eukaryota; Metazoa; Chordata; Mammalia; Chiroptera; Rhinolophidae
Gene: DISP1
Product: dispatched RND transporter family member 1
Exons: 10
Coding region: 335-4996 (1553 amino acids)
Cellular component (GO): membrane
Source: RefSeq, a predicted model, not a curated record